Molecule: messenger RNA, 3975 nt
Organism: Microcebus murinus (gray mouse lemur)
Lineage: Eukaryota; Metazoa; Chordata; Mammalia; Primates; Cheirogaleidae
Source: RefSeq, a predicted model, not a curated record
UUUUCUGACCAUCACAUGUCCAGGAAAUGCUUCCCUAAAUUAAGGGAAUCACCAUGGAUUGUUGUGGAAAAGUAUCACUUUAUCUUUGCCCUUUAUCUGAGCGUGUUAAAGCACUUUCUCAUGGAAGCCCCAUGAGGGCAUGGCUUUCUGCUGCUUUCUUCUCUGUUGUAGCUGCCGGAACACUACCUGGCGCCUACUAGCUUCCACUGGGUCUUGACAGCUCGCCUUAUUCUCCUGGCAGAAAGGGUACAUUUUAUUUUGCAGCCAGGCAGCACGAAAGCAUUUGCAGGGUGUCCUGUCUCUUCUCAGCAGCACCCCUCAGAGGUAGGGAGUAGCUCUUCCACUAAAGAAGAGGCAACUGAGGCUCAGAGAGGCCCCCUGACUUGCCCACGUCUCGUGAUUGGUUGCUUGUGAGGCCAGGACUAAUUCUUCUCUACCCAGGGGGUGAUGUGGCCCCUCAGCACCUUCAGGUCUUGUUCUGUGUAUGGUUUGGGUUGCAGUUUUGGAAGAAUGUGUUGGGAGGGCCUUUGACUGUUUCCCGAGCUGCAGUUUAUUCCCUUACCACUUCAAGGCUUUUGAAUUUUUCACGGGCCAUGUAACUAUUCCACCACCUGUACUAUUAUUAACUUAAUUUUUUUUUUGCUAAAAAUGGAAUUUUUAUUUUUACUUUAAAAAAUCAUAUGAAAAGGAAACUUUAUGACACUGCGGUGAUAGAAAACCGGGAUCACGUGAUAUGAGCAGAAGGCAACUGGAAAAAUAAACACAAUGGGAAUAACGCCACAUUAUUGAAUUCCAGUGGGGUAUGGCUACCUGCAAGGCUCUUCAAGGCUCUGAGCUGGGAGUCUGCUUUCUUCUUUUAAAUAGAAGGGCGGGGGGCGGGGGGACGAGUAAGCUGUAGGGUGAUGUUAACAUCCAGUGGUACCAAUCUGAGACCUUCUCCUCCUUGAAAGAGAAUUGGAAAAGAUAGUAACUUUCUCUCUCUUGAUGCAAAGUUCUGAGUUUGGGACGCACCUCAGUUCACCUCUGGGGUUCGCCUAGGCUGGGAUGCGGGACCCCUCCUCACCUGCGUGGUUUACUUGGCCCGUUUGGAAAGCCAUCUGCAGGAGGAGGAGGAGGAGUGAGCCUGUGCCUUGGGAAGGCGGGAGAAGAAGAUGGGGAGGGGGGUGGGGCCACAAAAGAAACGGAGGCCCUCCCUCCUCAAGAGGACCAGAUUGUGGCUUCCUUUUGGGUUCCCUCUGUUGUGGGUGGUCAUAUGCAGCUCCCCACCAUCACCAUUGGAGCAGAAUUGGAAGUUGGAACCAUUAAACGAGGGUUUUCUUUCUAGAAUCUCUGAUCUGCUGCUGUGCAGAUGGACCUGCCGGCACUGCUGUCAGAAGUGCUACGAGUCCAGCUGUUGCCAGUCGAGUGAGGAUGAAGUUGAAAUUCUGGGACCUUUCCCAGCCCAGACUCCUCCCUGGCUGAUGGCCAGCCGGAGCAGCGACAAGGACGGCGACUCCGUCCACACGGCCAGCGAGGUCCCUCUGACCCCACGGACCAACUCACCGGACGGGAGACGCUCGUCCUCAGACACGUCCAAGUCCACCUACAGCCUGACCCGGAGGAUUUCGAGUCUCGAGUCCAGGCGACCCAGCUCCCCGCUCAUCGACAUCAAGCCCAUCGAGUUCGGCGUGCUGGGCGCCAAGAAGGAGCCCAUCCAGCCCUCGGUGCUCCGGCGGGCCUACACCCCGGACGACUAUUUCAGAAAGUUCGAGCCGCGGCUGUACUCGCUCGGCCCCGGCAGCGACGACGUGGACUCCCUGACGGACGAGGAGAUCCUGUCCAAGUACCAGCUGGGCAUGCUGCACUUCAGCACCCAGUACGACCUGCUGCACAACCACCUCACCGUGCGCGUCAUCGAGGCCAGGGACCUGCCCCCGCCCAUCUCCCAGGACGGCGCGCGCCAGGACAUGGCGCACUCCAACCCCUACGUCAAGAUCUGUCUCCUGCCCGACCAGAAGAACUCCAAGCAGACGGGGGUCAAGCGCAAGACCCAGAAGCCCGUGUUCGAGGAGCGCUACACCUUCGAGAUCCCCUUCCUGGAGGCCCAGAGGAGGACCCUGCUCCUCACCGUGGUGGACUUCGACAAGUUCUCGCGCCACUGUGUCAUUGGGAAGGUGUCCGUGCCUCUGUGUGAAGUGGACCUGGUCAAGGGCGGGCACUGGUGGAAGGCGCUGAUCCCCAGUUCUCAGAAUGAAGUGGAGCUGGGGGAGCUGCUUCUGUCCCUGAAUUAUCUCCCAAGUGCUGGGAGACUGAAUGUUGAUGUCAUUCGGGCCAAGCAACUUCUUCAGACAGACGUGAGCCAAGGUUCAGACCCCUUUGUGAAAAUCCAGCUGGUGCAUGGACUCAAGCUUGUGAAAACAAAGAAGACAUCUUUCUUAAGAGGCACGAUCGAUCCUUUCUACAAUGAAUCCUUCAGCUUCAAAGUUCCCCAAGAAGAACUGGAAAAUGCCAGCCUAGUGUUUACAGUGUUCGGCCACAACGUGAAGAGCAGCAACGACUUCAUCGGGAGGAUCGUCAUCGGCCAGUACUCCUCCGGCCCCUCCGAAGCCAACCACUGGCGGCGCAUGCUCAACACCCACCGCACGGCCGUGGAGCAGUGGCACAGCCUGAGGUCCCGCGCCGAGUGCGACCGCGUGUCUCCCGCCUCCCUGGAGGUCACCUGAAGGCUGCUGGGAAGGCAGCUUCCGUCUGUAAAAAAAAAAAAAAAAAAAAAAAAAAAAAAAAAAAAAAAAAAAAGACAGAAAAAAGUGUCACAUACUAUUACAUCCACACCCACAAACGCACGCGCGCACACACACACACACUCGCACUCGCACUCACACACGACACCCUAAAUCCUCUCAGCACCGAGAGGAAGCUGACUAUUGAUCACAAAAUGGCCGCCCUCAGUGAGUGAGGCCUGAGAACUUUCCGGAAGCCCCACGCGUAGAUCUCGAGCUGAGUAGGCGCUGCCGUGGGACUGACUGGCGGCGCCCGCUCUUGUUGAUACCCCUGCCCCAAAAUGCACUUUCACCCCUCAGGCCGGGGAAGGGCCCUCCCAACGGGCGCCAGCCUGCGUGGAGACUAAACACCGAGAGUUCGGCCGGUGUGUGGGAGACCCGACACCCCCGCCCCCAAAACACACGCCCCUGGGUGACUUCCGAACAGGCUGCUGUUCCCUGGGGUUCUCCAAACCUGCUACCUUUCUCCAAAGGUGUAAGUAUCUUUGUCUCCUUAGUAAAUGUGGUGACUAGGCUAGACUGUGUGGAGAAACCAAACGGCAACACAAAGCACGCCAGCGUCCGAAGCCUCUCCUGGCGUCACUGAACUGUCCUUGUGUUCGCUCCUUCCAGGGGCCUCCCUGUGGGUGCGUGUGCGUGUGCGUGUGUGUGUGUGUUCUCGUGCGUGUGCCCUCAUGGAGGAACACACGCGUGUGCCCGUGUGUCCUCUCCGAGAGCAAGGUGACGGGCCGGGACCUCGACCCUGAGCACCCCCUUCUCUCUGCCCCUCCCAUCUGGUGAGAUGUCACCCCCUGUCCUCCCCCUGUCUGUCAAAGCCCCCACCGUGGGUAACAGUAACGUGUGUGUGUCUCGAGUAAAUAGGAUACGAUAGAAUAAAAGUGACAUUUUUGACCGCAUCAGGGUGAUUGUGACCCACGAAAGACCUUCAGAGGACCUGAUUCGUGGAUUAAAAUGGCCACCACACCCCACGCACAACGGUCUCCCUCCUUAGUCGUUCUCCGAGGAUCUUUCUGUGUUUGUGUGUGAACCAAAGUCAUGUCUCACGUGCUAAGGAAUUAGUGUAGCUAGAAUAGAUCUCUCUCUCUCUCUCCCUCUCUCUCUCUCUCUCUCUCUCUCUCUCUCUCUCUGUUGGAUGCUUCUGUAUCUCUUUCCACAGCAUAUUGUCUGGUGUGAUGGGGAGCUAUUUAUUGAAAUUAAAGACUAUUUAUUUGUGCCA